CGUGUUGUCUAUAGACCGGUGCUUCCGGCCAACUAUCAGGAUGGGCCAGGAAGCUACCCCGGCGCUGCCGGAGGGCAUCUUUUCCCUACUGGAUACGGAUCUCUACAAGCUGACGAUGCAAUGCGCGGUUCUGAAGUACUUCCCGGAUGUCUAUGUAACGUACGGCUUCACGAAUCGGACCCCGCAGAUGAAGUUGCGGCGCGGGGCAUACAAAUGGCUUCUGCAGCAGAUGGACAAACUCGCCAAUGUGCGCAUCACCCCCGAAGAACGACAGUUCCUCCGGAAGAAAUGUCCCUAUCUCAACGAAGCCUACAUCUCCUUCCUCGCAACCUUCCAGCUCAAGCCCUCCGAACAAAUCGAGAUCAAGUUCACACCGACGCAAGACACGGGCAGCGACGAUGACGAGGGUGAUGUGGAAUACACUAUCAAGGGCCUUUGGCUCGACACGAUUCUCUACGAGAUCCCGCUGCUGGCAUUGACCAGCCAGGCCUACUUCAUGUUCUCGGAUAAGGACUGGGACUACUGCAACCAGGAGGAGAAGGCAUUCCGCAAGGGCUGCGAGCUUCUGGAGAACGGUUGUGUCUUCUCGGAGUUUGGCUCGCGCCGCCGCCGAGAUUACCAUACUCAAGACUUGGUGAUGAAGGGGUUGAUGCGUGCUGCUGAGGUAGGCAAGAAGAAGGGCUGGAAGGGCGUGUUGUCUGGCACGAGCAACGUGCACUUUGCCAUGAAAUAUGAUACCAAUCCCGUUGGAACGGUCGCGCACGAGUGGUACAUGGGAAUUGCGGCUAUCACGGAUGACUACGAGAAUGCAAACGAGCUGGCUUUGAGAUACUGGCUUGGCUGUUUCGGAGAGGGGGUUCUCGGUAUCGCCCUCACCGACACCUUUGGCACACCGGCAUUCCUGGACGCCUUCCGCAAGCCCAUCCCAGAGUACACAAGCGCCGGCGUGGGCGCGGUUACCGUUGCACCCUCUGGCGCAAACACAACCGUGGAAUCUUCCACUCAGAGCUUGGCUUCUACGCAAACACCAAUCUCGGCACCUGUCAACAAAAGCGGCAGUCACCCCACCAAGAGCUACGCCCAGGUAUAUACCGGCGUGCGCCAGGACUCGGGUGACCCGUCAUACUUCGUGAAGAUGGUGCGCGACUUCUACAACCGCGAGGGCAUCACGGGCGGGAAGGUUGUCGUGUUCUCCGACUCGCUGGAUAUCGAACACUGUCUGGAAUACAAGACGCUUGCCGAAGAAGCACACCUUACUCCUACCUUUGGCGUUGGUACUUUCUUCACGAAUGACUUCACCAACAAAUCCAACGGCGAAAAGUCCAAGCCCCUCAACAUCGUCAUCAAAAUCUCCACUGCGAAUGGCAGUCCAGCCGUCAAGCUUAGUGACAACCUGGGCAAGAACACAGGUGACUCUAAAAAGGUUGCUUGGGUUAAGAAGACGCUGGGAUACACCGAACAAGAGUGGGAAGAAGGCGAUGAGAGUAAUCGCUGGACGCAGAAGGCAUAA
Messenger RNA from Penicillium cinerascens, 1510 nucleotides. RefSeq names its product nicotinate phosphoribosyltransferase. NCBI's taxonomy places the organism in Eukaryota, Fungi, Ascomycota, Eurotiomycetes, Eurotiales, Aspergillaceae. Gene Ontology annotation, biological process: NAD+ biosynthetic process. The coding region runs from base 41 to 1510 and encodes 489 amino acids. The transcript is spliced from 5 exons. The record is from RefSeq and is a predicted model, not a curated record. Gene Ontology annotation, molecular function: nicotinate phosphoribosyltransferase activity.